Vitis riparia (riverbank grape) is the source of this 2456-nucleotide messenger RNA. Its product is annotated as sterol 3-beta-glucosyltransferase UGT80A2-like. Gene Ontology annotation, biological process: carbohydrate metabolic process. NCBI's taxonomy places the organism in Eukaryota, Viridiplantae, Streptophyta, Magnoliopsida, Vitales, Vitaceae. The record is from RefSeq and is a predicted model, not a curated record. Gene Ontology annotation, molecular function: UDP-glycosyltransferase activity; hexosyltransferase activity. Bases 146 to 2227 code for a protein of 693 amino acids. The transcript is spliced from 16 exons.
UCUUCUUCUUCUCACCUUUCCCGCGACCCAACUCCACCCACCCAGAAACCCCAUGUGUGAGUGGCCAUUUUCCAACCCACCAACGCCUUUUUCCACCUCAUUCAUACCCUCUUUCCCUCUCUACAAAAUCUAGCCACAGCUGGUGAUGGCAGCCACUGAGGAAUCAUCUGUUCCCGUGGAUUUUGAGGUGGAAAUGGCAGCCGUGGAGAACUCAUCUUCCUUUGAUUUCGAUGUAGAAAUUUCUGAAGAAGAAGGCAAGGAGGACAGCAGUUCCUCAGGCGGCAACCUCUUUUCUUCUUCAGGAGUAACGGGGAUUACUGACAGGAAUUUGCCCAGAGACAAUCCUAUUCAUGCGGAAACAUCAACUUCUGGAAAAUCAAAUUCAUCUUCAAGUCAGCUUACAAAUACUGAGACAUUGAGAAAGAAGAAGAGAUAUAGUCAAUUUCUAAGAACAUUUAUGGAUGGGAAAGUUCCUAUUAGAAAGAUGGUCAAAAUCUCAAUGAUCAAUGGGCUUUCACACCAAGCUGCAGUUUUGAGUUUGGUUAAGAACGAAGAGAUAAAAGGGAGAAAAGAAAAGAAAAAUAGGAAAGCAGUGGAACUAGAGAAACUUGAGAGGAAAUUAUUGAGAGAGGUUGCUACUGUUAAAGAUGGAACUGUCCGGUUUGAAGUACCAGAAGAUAUUAAAUCCCAAAGCCUUGAUUUUGGAGCAGGAGGUGCUUAUAAUGACGAUAUCAUUGAAGAACAUGUGGAUGCAAUAGACAAUCAUGUACCUCCACUUCAAAUAGUAAUGCUCAUUGUUGGAACACGAGGAGAUGUACAGCCAUUUGUUGCCAUUGGAAAAGGCUUACAGGCAUGUGGUCAUAGAGUCAGACUGGCAACUCAUUCUAAUUUCAAAGAAUUUGUCUUGAAUGCUGGGUUGGAGUUCUUCCAAUUAGGUGGAGAUCCAAAAGUUCUGGCUGGUUAUAUGGUCAAGAAUAAAGGCUUCUUACCAUCAGAUCCAUCAGAAAUACCAAUCCAGAGAGGUCAAAUAAAGGAGAUUGUAUGCUCUUUACUUCCAGCAUGUGUGGAAGAUGAUCCUAUCUCUAAGGUUUCAUUUGAACCGGAUGCAAUAAUUUCUAAUCCCCCGGCAUAUGGACAUAUGCAUGUCGCGGAGGCACUAAAAGUACCAAUUCAUAUAUUUUUCACAAUGCCAUGGACGCCUACUAGUGAAUUCCCACAUCCUUUGUCUCGUAUCAAGCAACCAAUUGGAUAUAGAAUUUCAUAUCAAAUUGUUGAUGCAAUGAUUUGGCUUGGGAUACGAGACAUUAUAAAUGAUUUUAGGAAGAAAAAGCUGAAGCUAAGACCUGUGACAUAUCUAAAAGGAUCAUAUAGCUCUCCUCAUGAUGUGCCUUAUGGAUAUCUCUGGAGUCCUCACCUUGUUCCUAAACCAAAAGAUUGGGGACAUAAUAUUGAUGUAGUUGGGUUUUGUUUCCUUGACCUGGCAUCAAAUUAUGUACCCCCAGAGUCACUUGUGGAAUGGCUUGACCUUGACAAUAAACCGAGGCCUAUCUAUAUUGGAUUUGGUAGUCUUCCCUUGCCAGAACCAAAGAAAAUGACGAAUGUAAUUGUUCAAGCUCUGCACAAAACUGGACAGAGAGGCAUCAUUAACAAAGGCUGGGGUGGUCUUGGGGACUUGGAUGGUUUAGACUUGGAUUUAUCAGAACAACAGCUAAAGGGCCUUGUAUAUGUACUGGACAAUUGCCCUCAUGAUUGGCUAUUCUUACAAUGCAGUGCUGUGCUAACACCAAUAUCUGAUAAUGUUCUUGGACUCUAUUUUAAAGCAUGGAGAGUUCUCUUAACAAGACAGUUGGACUUGAUAUUUAAGGUGCAUCAUGGGGGUGCUGGAACAACUGCUGCUGGUCUUAGAGCUGCGUGUCCAACAACCAUUGUCCCUUUCUUUGGGGACCAGCCAUUCUGGGGAGAGCGGGUGCAUGCCAGGGGAGUAGGUCCAGCUCCCAUCCCAGUUGAUGAGUUCGGGCUUGAGAAGUUGGUUGAUGCAAUACACUUCAUGCUAGAUACCGAGGUGAAAGAUCGUGCAUCUAAAUUGGCAGAAGCCAUGAAAGACGAGGAUGGGGUGACAGGCGCGGUGAACGCCUUCCACAAGCAUUUUCCUCGUGAAAAACCCGAGAAUGAGGUGGCUACUCCAUCAGGAUUAUGUUCUAUAACUCAAUGUUUUCGUGGCUUUUGAGCUUUCAAGCUGUUGUUUCAUCAACUUAAUUUUCUACCAUAAAUAUUUUUGUUCAAGAAUCAUAUUCCACACAUCUUGUACCGUACCAUUGCCUAGUUUUUGCAUGUGAUCCUGGAUUCCACUAAUUUUGUUAUGCAUAAAUGGCUUUGUUUUCUCCAUUGGAGAACAAAAGUUUUGUGAUCAUGGUUUGAGAACCUGAGAUAAAACAAUGGUGCAAUGAGAUUCCUUA